This is a messenger RNA of Rhopalosiphum maidis (corn leaf aphid), 1430 nucleotides long. Its product is annotated as cyclin-dependent kinase 1-like. Gene Ontology annotation, biological process: G2/M transition of mitotic cell cycle; protein phosphorylation; mitotic G2 DNA damage checkpoint signaling. Gene Ontology annotation, molecular function: cyclin-dependent protein serine/threonine kinase activity; ATP binding; RNA polymerase II CTD heptapeptide repeat kinase activity. Gene Ontology annotation, cellular component: nucleus. The coding region runs from base 475 to 1386 and encodes 303 amino acids. The transcript has 7 exons. NCBI's taxonomy places the organism in Eukaryota, Metazoa, Arthropoda, Insecta, Hemiptera, Aphididae. The record is from RefSeq and is a predicted model, not a curated record.
AGGACUGAAUGUAGUAAAGUAAGUAAGGAAUCAUGAAUCAUUAUAGAAACUAGUAACUACCCAUUAUAAUUUUUUGAGUAUUAAGUUAGUAGCCAGAGACCGGUGGGUAGUUAUUUCAAUUAUUUAUUGUUAGUUCUGAAUCGGUUAUUCGCUUAUUUCUCUAUGACUAUAUGUGGUAUACUGGUAUGUAACAUUUCAGUCGUAAAUAUUCUUUAACUAUAAUAUGCUGCUUGCCCCUAUGGUAGUAUACUAGUAUCGUACGAUAUUCACUCGUCAGUUCGUCUGAUACUAAUAUGUGAAAUGUCUGGUUUUGACAUUCACUAAAAGAAAUUAUAUUGGGAAUACAGAACGGCGAAAUAGUGUAUUUGUAGUUGACAUUGUAGACAUCUAAUCAAAAAUAAUACACUGUUCGUGUACCUAUUUGAAGUUGUUCAAAUUCGAUUGUUUUUAGAUUUAUAAUCAAGAACUGUUAUUAUGGAUGCUUAUGAUAAAUUAGAAAAAAUUGGUGAGGGAACCUAUGGAGUUGUGUACAAAUGUAUGGAACGUUCUUCAAAAGAAAUUGUUGCUGUAAAGAAGAUACGUAUGGAAAUGGAAGAUGAAGGUAUACCAGCUACUGCUAUCAGAGAAAUUAGUAUAUUAAAAGAACUUAACCAUCCAAAUAUUGUGAACUUAAGGGAAAUACUUAUGGAUGACUCAAGGUUAUAUUUAGUAUUUGAAUUUGUUCCCAUGGAUUUAAAAAAAUUCAUAGACUCUAGGCCAAAAAAACACUUAGAUGAAAUUAUUACUAAAUCUUUUACUUAUCAGUUAUUAGUCGCCAUAUAUUAUUGUCAUGUAAGACGAAUAUUACAUAGAGACUUAAAACCGCAAAAUAUAUUAGUUGAUAUAAAAAAUAAUAUAUUAAAAGUAGCUGAUUUUGGCUUGGGUCGUACUUUUGGUUUGCCAAUUCGAGUUUACACACAUGAGGUAGUAACAUUGUGGUACCGAGCUCCUGAAGUAUUAUUAAAUACUCAACGGUAUGGUUGCCCAAUUGAUAUGUGGUCCGUUGCAUGUAUUUUUUCAGAAAUGGCUUGUGGAAAACCUUUAUUUCAAGGGGAUUCAGAAAUUGAUCAACUUUUUCAUAUUUUCAGGAUAUUAACUACACCAAAUGAAAAUACAUGGCCUGGUGUUUCAGAAUUAAAGGACUACAAACCUUCAUUCCCUACAUGGAGCGAAAAUAUAUUAAAAAAAUCCGUCAAGAAUAUAAACAAUGUGGGAUUGGAUUUACUUCAAAAAAUGCUGAUCUAUGAUCCAAGUAAACGUAUCAAUGCCAGAGAUGCGCUACAACAUCAUUAUUUCAAAGAUUUAAAUAAAAAUACUCUUCCAGCACAUCCUGAAAUUAAAUUUUGAAUAAUACUCAAUAUUACAAUAAUUUUAUAAAUAUUGUUUAAGUA